AAAAGCCUGUCUCUACGUCCAGUCGGUGAUUUACAUGUCUUCUUCGAAGCCUCUCCGCACACCAUACGAUGCUACCAGCAUCUCGGAUUUGGUCGGUGCCGUGCUAACAAACUCCACUCAGUUCAUGGUGCACUAUACAUUCCACUCGGUUGAUAGUGGACGGCGACUCCACUUGGUUCAAAGCGGACUACAUGUCCUCCAUACUAUCACACUACGGCCUGAAACGCCAGAGGAUGCCUUCCUAUCUGGGCUGUUGCAAUCUGGGGGCCGGAAAAGCGGCUCCAUAGUAUUACAACUCGAUCGCGAUACAGUACAGGCUGUUAUACUCGCCUCGCCCCGUCUCGCUUGUAAUACAUACGAGCCGUAUUGCCGUACAGCGCGUCAUGAUUCAGAUUCACUACACAGGCUGUGUCCGGACCACGAAUGUCCCAGAGAGUAACGCCGUGCCCUCUCCUGUCAGGAUACCUCAGGUAGUUGCUAAACGAAGCCGCGUUCAGGUACCGCAAUGGACUGCCAGUCAUUGGAAUGCGGGCAGUCUAGCCUCGACUUCACAUCGUCAAAGGUCAACAACUGGACAUCUGUGAUACGUGUUUGAUGCAGUGAUCAGGCCGACCUCCUGAAGGGGUGGUGCUCAAGCAGCUUUUUGUAAGACGGGGUAAUUAACUUUCAUUGUACUUCAAUCAAACAUGACU
Molecule: messenger RNA, 692 nt
Organism: Baudoinia panamericana UAMH 10762
Lineage: Eukaryota; Fungi; Ascomycota; Dothideomycetes; Mycosphaerellales; Teratosphaeriaceae
Exons: 1
Coding region: 35-439 (134 amino acids)
Source: RefSeq, a predicted model, not a curated record